AACAGAAACGCCAAUGAAAGAUUCAUUGAAAGAGAACGCUUCCAAAUCCAGAUCUCGCCGAGAUGUCAUUCAGAUGGAUGCGAACAACACUACGCCACAAGCUCUUCAAGAACUUUACUCAUCCAUACACAAAGUCUAUGUCAGUCGGCAGCGAGGACCACCAGGACCCCCAGGCCUCCCCGGAAAGUCUGGCCCAAGAGGAUCUAUUGGACCGCAAGGACCCAAGGGACUUGCUGGGAAGAAGGGUGAUAUUGGUAGACCAGGUCUACCUUGCAAGCCUUUGAUUAUCAAUUACCCUCCCAAGGUGUCGCUGCCAGUCGGACCGAUUUACGUUAAAGAAGGAGACAACUUAAUUCUGUCAUGUCACGUGACUGGCUACCCCAAACCCAAGGUCACCUGGUCAAAAGUCAUGGAUUCUUUGCCUUCCAAGCGUUCUUUCAUCACUACAAACAGGCUAAAGGUGUUGUCAGUCCAAAAACAAGAUUCGGGUUUGUAUGUCUGCGCUGGAUCCAACACUCUUGGCUCAGCGGUUGAAACUAUCAAAGUCAUUGUUGUAUCGGCGCCAAAAUUCAUCAGCACCCCACCCCAGCAGGUAAACAAGAAUACUUGCGAAAAAUUGACUCUCGAUUGCCAAGCCAGAGGGGACCCCCCUGCGGUAAUAACGUGGAGUAAAGAGAAAGGGCGGCUACCAACAGACAGGACUCAGUUGAUCAACGGAAGAUUGACGAUAACUGGAAUGACGACUUCUGACGCCGGCAAAUACACAUGUACAGCGGUUAGUGCUGGCGUGGCUACAUCAAAGAGUGUUACCAGGGUAACUGUUAAAGAAACAGGAAAACUCAAGUUUAGCCGUGAUUCAGUCACCGACUACAUUGUGGUAAAAAGAAAACUGCCUGCAAUGGCGAGACUCACUGUUUGUCUUUGGAUGAUGACGUCAAAAAAGAAUUCAGUCUUGAUAAGCUACGCUGUACCAGGAUCCAUCAAUGAAAUACUUCUUCUUGACGUUGGCAAAAGAUUAUCGGUAUGGCUUGGAGAUGUGUCAUGGGAUUCAGGAGUUCAUGUUACUGACGGUCAGUGGCACCACAUCUGCGCAACAUGGGAUAAUUCCGCUGGCCAAACGAUUCUCUACAAAGAUGGCGUUCGACGUGCUCAAACAGUCUUAAAAAAAGGUCACGUGACUAAAAGUGGGGGGUCGCUGAUAAUCGGGCAAGAACAGGACAAAUUUGGCGGAGGAUUCGAGAAAUCCCAGUCUUUCGUUGGUGAGCUGACCGGGAUUAACAUCUGGAACAGAGUACUGGGACCAAAAGAGAUCUCUGCUAUAUCGAAAAAUCGCAAAAGCACUACAACCGGGAAUGUCUUGACAUGGAAUGACGUCAUAUCCGGUACUAAAUAUGGUCAAGUGCCGAUCAUCAAUUCUUGCAAACAGUGAAACUGGUCGACAUCCAUCAAAAACGAGGAUGAUAUAACUCAGUGUAGAUUUACUAACGUUUAUCGUCGUAGAUCUUAAUUAUUGCUAUAAAUUUUGGGUUUAGAUUGAAUGUUUGCUGCAUUUAUUCAAAACUGUAAUUGGGAACCAAGGUUAAAAGUAAAUUAAAGGUAAAAUGUGUUGCAAAAUCA
Messenger RNA from Exaiptasia diaphana, 1617 nucleotides. Its product is annotated as hemicentin-1-like. The transcript has 4 exons. NCBI's taxonomy places the organism in Eukaryota, Metazoa, Cnidaria, Anthozoa, Actiniaria, Aiptasiidae. The record is from RefSeq and is a predicted model, not a curated record. The coding region runs from base 14 to 1429 and encodes 471 amino acids.